Molecule: messenger RNA, 2205 nt
Organism: Lobosporangium transversale
Lineage: Eukaryota; Fungi; Mortierellomycota; Mortierellomycetes; Mortierellales; Mortierellaceae
Exons: 7
Coding region: 284-2137 (617 amino acids)
Molecular function (GO): protein binding
Source: RefSeq, a predicted model, not a curated record
GGUCUGGUUGCUCAUUCUGCCUCCAUCAUUCAGUUGUCUAAACCAUCCAUCCAUCUUUUUUUUUUUGCUUGUCCUGUUCAUCACUUUUCCCUCCUCUAUCAUAUUUCCAUUCACUCUCGGGUUCUCCUUGCUCUCAGCAACGCUUUAACGACAUUUUACAUCCUCUUUCAUACUAUUCUACCUUACUCACUGUUACCAUCGCCUUUACUCUUAUCAUCACUUUCAUUCUUACUUUCAUUGCCAUUCUCAGUCCCUGCAUAUUUCCUUCAGCUAAUCCACCACUAUGGCUGGCCUCAAGUAUGAACUAGACCAAUGGAACGAAGGAGUUAUUGCAUUUGAUCAAGGCGAAUAUGAAGAUGCCCUUGAGAUCUUUGAGCCUAUUGCAGACUCCGCGAAGAUCCACUUUAACAUUGGUGUCGUCCUCACUACUUUGGGCGACUUUCAGGGAGCGAGUGAGGCAUACGCUCAGGCUACCAAGUUGGAUCAGUACCUUGCCAUCGCCUACUUUCAGAACGGCGUCGCCAAUGUUGCUCUUGAGAACUAUUCCAAAGCCUUGAGUUGUUUCCACGAUGCAUAUCAGUAUCUCCGAGGAAACAUGGUAAUCGAUUAUACACAACUGGGACUGGAAUUCAAGUUAUUUUCAUGCCAGGUCCUCUAUAAUCGUGCACUUUGUUAUGUCGAACUUGGAGAGAUGGAUCAAGCCAUGAGUGAUUUUUGGAAGGCAUCAAGGGAAAAGCAGACCAAAGAACAUGACGUUGUGGAUCAGGCCCUUCGCGACAAGGGUAAGGACUGUACAAUCUUCACAGUGCCUCAGGGGGUUCUCUACCGUCCACCUGAAUCAAAGGUGAAGAAUUCUAAAAAGAAAGAUUAUCUUGGAAAUUCCAAGGUGAUUGCGGCGAUCGAGACGUCCGAUUCCUUUUCAGGAUUUCAGGGCAAAUCUGCCUGGCAGGUCCAGAUGAGUGGCCCCACCAAUGUGGCAGCAGUCGACGAGCCGCGUGCAAUGACACCACCAAGUGCGCUCCAACGAAGAGGCACUGGCCGAGGUGCCAAUGGACGUACAAGGAGAGGCACUGAUCCUGAGAGACCACAAUUAGAGCACUCAUCAUCCUUUAAGAGUCAAGAUGCACCUGUUUCACGUCGCGUCCAAGGAGCAGGACCUGGUCCCUCCUCUCUUGGUCCAGCUGGUUCUGAGCCAAGGUUAUCACUCCUUUCCCGUCGAAACACAGAUGCUCAAAGACCUGCACCUUUGAAUUUGGCCGGGCAGUCAAACUAUGAAGGAACAGCCUCAUCCACAGCAGCACAAGGAGGAGAGAUUGGAUCACAGAGUUAUCUUGACUUUUAUCAGGAUGAAAUAGAUAAUCUGGAUCAAGAUGUUUAUGCUCUCACUUUAGAAUAUCAAGAAAAUACUGUCGGCGAUCAAUACUCGACCACAUCAUCUACUGAUCUUCGAGUCUCGCCUGUUCCUUCACGCUCCAAUUCUAAUAACUCUAAUUACAAUUAUAAUAACACUAACAAUAACAACUACAACAAUAACAACUACAACAAUAAUAACUACAACAAUAAUAACUACAACAACAACAACAAUGGACGGACUGGAGGAAAUCCGAUAAACAAAGUUGGUAAUGGAUAUAAUGGUUAUGGUACAAGUCCUCCAAGCCGUACAGGAACACCUCCAGUAUUUUCUUCAGAGUUGAGACGGAUAGGGAGUGAAAAUAAUGCAAAGAUAGUUGGAGCAGGCCUUCAUCGUGAUGAUAGUGUACGGAGUGCGGCUUCUGGAGGUAGUGGAGGAUUCUAUCAGCAGCCUAAUGGAAGCCACUCCGGAUACAUGCAUGGCGGCGAAGGAUCUUAUGUGGAUGAGCCCGUCUAUGCUAGUCUUCGUGACAAGCUUCGUGUCAAAUGCCAUUAUAUUGAUACAAGAGCUAUUUUGGUCCGAGCAGACACACCUCUCCAAGAAUUGAUUCAACGGGUCCAAGAAAAGUUCCAAUUGGAUCGGCCCUUGAAGCUCAAGUAUAGGGAUGAAGAUCAGCAUAUGUUAUCGAUGGUUGAUGAUGAAGAUUGGUUGAUGGCUCAGCAGGUUCAUCUAGACACCACUGGAAGCUUGGACCGCAUGGAGUUGUGGUGCUUUGAUGAGGAGUAGAGAAAGAAGAAGAAGCUAUGGAAGUUUUUGAUAGAGUAUUAAAAUAAUUGCAUAGAUUAUAGAAGGGC